This is a messenger RNA of Peronospora matthiolae, 597 nucleotides long. The record is from the annotation of a GenBank genome assembly. NCBI's taxonomy places the organism in Eukaryota, Oomycota, Peronosporomycetes, Peronosporales, Peronosporaceae.
AUGGCCAACUGCUGGUUCCAGAAGGAAAUCGUGCUCAAAGCGCCUAGCCGCGGAUUCCACUGUGCGUCUAGAACACUUGCAAAGGACUUUGUAUUGCUAUCUACUGACUUUUUUUCUGUCGACUCCACCUGCAAAGUGGUGACGCGCGAGGUCGAAAAGCAGCUGCCAGAGCUAGCACAAGUGAAGGUCGGGAUGGCCAAUUUGUUUAUCAAACAUACGUCAGCGUCGCUCAGUAUCAAUGAAAACUGCGACCCCGACGUUCGGACGGACAUGGAGGUUGCAUUCAACCGCAUCGUGCCGGAAUCCUGGAACAAAGAGUUUUUCCGCCACACGGAUGAAGGCGACGACGACAUGCCGGGCCAUAUCAAGUCGACGUUGAUUGGGGCGUCGGUGAACAUCCCGAUCACUAAUGGCAAACUCAACCUCGGGACGUGGCAAGGUAUGUGUUUCGAAUACUGCUUGCCGACAGAAUGGGAACAUCGUGAAACGAAAUACUGUCCUUCAGGUAUCUACUUGUGCGAGCACCGCAACGUCGGCGGCUGGGGUUCUGGCCACCAGCGCAAGGUCGUGGUCACUAUCCAAGGAUUUUCGGCAUAA